Aspergillus heteromorphus CBS 117.55 is the source of this 1232-nucleotide messenger RNA. Its product is annotated as COP9 signalosome complex subunit 6. Gene Ontology annotation, cellular component: COP9 signalosome. Gene Ontology annotation, molecular function: protein binding; metallopeptidase activity. Gene Ontology annotation, biological process: protein deneddylation. The transcript is spliced from 4 exons. Bases 32 to 1189 code for a protein of 385 amino acids. The record is from RefSeq and is a predicted model, not a curated record. Lineage: Eukaryota; Fungi; Ascomycota; Eurotiomycetes; Eurotiales; Aspergillaceae.
CCCCAUCAUCGCAUCUCUGGCGCCUUCCAUAAUGUCCGACCUGCCAGAUUCCCUCCUCUCCCAGAAGACUUCCGACUCCGGUCUACACAUCCAACUCCAUCCGCUGAUUCUCCUCACCAUCUCCGACCACAUCACCCGCCAUGCCGCCCGGUCCCAACAAGGCCCUAUCAUCGGAGCGCUAUUAGGCCAGCAAAACGGACGAGACAUUACCCUUGAACAUGGCUUCGAGUGCCUAGUGACAGAAGGAUCAAAUGGCGAAGCGCAGAUUCCGCACGACUGGUUCGUGGAGAGAGUCAAGCAAUUCAAGGACGUCCACAAAGCGCCCCCCCUCGACCUCGUCGGCUGGUGGUCAACCGCACCACCCACCGGCCCCAACGCCGCCCACCUCUCCAUCCACCGCCAAAUCCUCCAGAACUACAAUGAAUCCGCCGUAUUCCUCGCCUUCCACCCGUCGCAGGUGCAGGGGGCAUCCUCCAACGGCGGCAAACUGCCCCUGACCAUCUACGAGAGCGUUUACGAGGGCGAAACCGCCGCGGAAAGCGGCAAGACCAUGCAGAUCGACGGCGAGGAGCAGCAGCAAUCCCUCACCAUCCGAUUCCGGGAACUGCCCUACUCCGUCGAAACCGGGGAGGCGGAGAUGAUCGGGAUCGACUCCGUCGCUAGGACAGCCAGGAACGCCGCUGUGGAUGCCCCCGCUUCUAGAUCGCUGUCGAAGCAACCCAAAGAUACCAAGGAGAAGCAGUCGGCGGAGUCGGCGUUGCUUUCGCCGGAGGAGGAAGAACUAAUCACCAGCCUAACAACCCGCCUCAAUGCCAUCCGCACCCUCGAAUCGCGCAUCUCGCUCAUAAAGUCCUACGUCACAAGCAUCUCUACCUCCUCCCCCAUCCCCCUCUCGCACCCCAUCCUCCGCAACAUCAACGCCCUCAUCUCGCACCUCUCCCUCCUCACCCCGCAAGAACAUAGCGCCUUUACGGCCGAAACCCUCGCCCAGACCAACGAUGUCCACCUCGUCGCGCUGCUGGGCCAACUGGGCCAGAGUAUCAGCGCAAUGCGCGAGCUGGGGAAACGUACGGCUAUCAUGAAUAAUAUGCGGCGGAGUAUGGUGUCGUCCCGGAAGGCUCAGUUGACGAUGCAGGGGAGGUUUGGGGAAGAGUUUUUCUCGGGGAGGGAUGGGGUGGCGCAUGGGUAGAUAUAGAUAGAUACCGUGGUGGUGGCGGCUGUUUAGCUGGGAG